Lates calcarifer (barramundi perch) is the source of this 2080-nucleotide messenger RNA. RefSeq names its product hydroxy-delta-5-steroid dehydrogenase, 3 beta- and steroid delta-isomerase (gene hsd3b7). Gene Ontology annotation, biological process: steroid biosynthetic process. Bases 66 to 1166 code for a protein of 366 amino acids. NCBI's taxonomy places the organism in Eukaryota, Metazoa, Chordata, Actinopteri, Centropomidae. The transcript has 6 exons. The record is from RefSeq and is a predicted model, not a curated record. Gene Ontology annotation, molecular function: 3-beta-hydroxy-Delta5-steroid dehydrogenase (NAD+) activity.
GUGGCGCAGAGCUCAGAGCGCACAGAGAAGUGGGAGUGAACGUGACUGCAGCACAGUCUCCCAGCAUGUCUGAACCGAAGCGAGGUCUCGUCUACUUGAUCACCGGGGGCUGCGGCUUCCUCGGCAGGCACCUGCUCAGGGUUUUGCUGGAGAAGGAGGACAAACUGGAGGAGGUGCGGGUGUUCGACAAACGCAUAGACCCAAAUUUAAAAGACCAGAGCACAGAGCGGACAAAGGUGGUGGUCAUUCAGGGGGACAUCACAGACUACAACAGUGUGUUAGAGGCCUCCCGUGGGGCUGACGUUGUUAUCCACACAGCCAGCUUGGUGGACGUUUGGCACAGAGUCCCAGAAAAUGUCAUCUACUCAGUCAAUGUCACAGGAACGGAGAAUGUGAUCAAUGCCUGUGUGGAGUGUGGUAUCCAGUACCUGGUCUACACCAGCAGCAUGGAAGUGAUCGGUCCCAACAUUGAUGGAAAACCCUUUAUCAGGGGCAAUGAAGACACGCCUUACCCAGUGAAACACAUCAUGGCUUAUCCCAAGAGCAAAGCAAAAGCAGAGAAGAUUGUGCUAGAAGCUAAUGGAAAAGAGCUGAGAGGUGGAGGGUGUUUAUACACAUGCUCCCUGAGGCCGACAGGGAUCUAUGGCGAAGGGCAUGAGCUAAUUAGGGACUUCUACAAACUGGGUGUUGAAAGAGGAGGCUUAAUCAUCGGGGGUGUCCCAGACAACACUGAGCACGGGCGAGUCUACGCAGGCAAUGUGGCCUGGAUGCAUUUACUUGCAGCCCGAGCGCUGAGAGAGCGCCCGCAGUCGGUCGGAGGUGAGGCUUUCUUCUGCUAUGAUGACUCACCCUACAAGAGCUACGAGGAUUUCAACAUGCUUUUCCUUUCCACGUUUAACUUUCGAAGAGUCCGCAUGCCCACACUGGUGCUCUGGUUCCUGGCCAUUUUUAAUGACCUGCUCCGCUGGAUACUGUGCCCCUUUUAUAACUACGCACCGUUGCUGAACCGUUACACCUUGGCUGUGGCGUGUACUUCCUUCACAGUGGGCACAGACAAAGCCCUACGUUAUUUCCAGUACCGCCCCCUGUAUGACUGGGAUCAGUGUCGAGCUCGCACACAGAAAUGGGUUGACACAUUCCCUCAGGAUAACCUCAAAGACUCCUAAUGAUACCUCAUCUACUGCAAUACACAUCAGAAGCUGCUAUGUAGACUUGCAGGACACCAAAGUAUAUAACAAAAGGCAUAUCCUGCGAUUAGUGUGCAUAUAGACAGUCAAUAAAGUGCAGAUUAAUAAAGCAGAUCUCAGAGAUUUUCUGUUGUUUUAAGAUAUUUUAGUGAGUGUUUCUGCAGUGAUUUCUGUCUACAAACUCCCAAAAGGGCCGUCUUAUACCACUAACUGAAGUUUCUUAACAAAAAUGCAGUAUUUGUCUUACAGUCUUAAAGCAUAGCAGAUGUAUUUACAUUCUCUCAGACUCAUGCAGUAUUUAGGAUUCAGUCAUCAGUUCAGCUUUUAAUAAAAAAUGUCAUUAUAAAUAACUUUUAAAACAGAAGUUCCAGAGACGUAAAACCAAAUGUUAAAAGGUGCAGAGAGCAGAAAAGGCAGUAUCAAACACAGAGUUGUAGCUAUGAAAAGGUGCUUUUUUAAAAAUGGGUUUUAGGAAGUCCUGUUUUAAAAUAUGACACUGAUUUUGUAUGGGCUUUGCUCCAAAGAGACGGGGCACUGACUACAAAAGUCAGAGACUGAUGCUAAUCUGUUAAUACUGCACUUGUUAUGUAUGCGUUGUCCGCCAGUCUAGCAUUAAUAGCUUAGUUAUAAUGAAAAAGUAAUGAAAUUACUGGUUAAUGUGUUAAUAUUAUCACAUUAGAGUGUAACAUCAGUAUUUGUUACUAUGUAAAUUGUAACCAAUGUAAACACAAUUUACAGUCAUUUACUACAUGUAUAUGGACUUUAGUAAUAUAUAUAUAAUUGAUACUGAUAUUUAAAGAUUAUAUUUGUAAUGAUAUUGAUGGAAAAGUAUCCUGUUUAGUGUGUUAAAUUUUUGUAAUUUUGAAUAAAGAUUAUUUAUCAUAUAUUCUCCA